GCGGCAAAUAAAACAAAAACGGGGGAUAGAUCCACUUGAGGAGACGUGCGCAGGACGGCGUCGUAUACUUGUCGAGUUUGAAGCAGGUAGUUGAGCCAAAGUUUUGUUUGCUGUAUGAACUCAUGUGUAUGGGUGGGACAAGUAAAGCACAACCUUGCAGAUGGUGUGGUAGUGGCACUAGUUAACAGACGUUCUUUAUCUCGUUAUUUUCUUUGGUUAUGUGAUGUGGCCAUAGAGAGAGAUCUUGCUCUUUAAUAAUACGGGAAAGUCAGUGAAGAGAAAGAAACCAGGGCUCCACACAACGAAGAAUAGGAAGAGAGAGAGCUAGAGGAUAGAUAGUAGCCCUCUUGAUUGUGUGGUUGGAUUUGAGGACGUUGCCCCGAGACAACGAAAUUAUCUGAAACAUGCUCUUAACGAUGAGACUGCUGGUGGCACUGGCCCUAUGUCUGUGCUUCUAUGCUCCAUCACCAGUGCUGUCUUUCACCCUGCCCGAGGAGAAAUUCAUCGAGAGUAAAAUGCCAGAUGUCGGGGAGGAGAGCACGGGGCAAAACGACAUUAACUCGAUAGCAAAAUCGUUGAUUCGAGAAGUAUUCGGCGGUGCGGAUGAGAGAGAAAUGGAUGCCGAAGAUGAGGGAGAAGAAGCAGGUGAGAUGAGCCUAUCGAAACGUACAACCGGAUCAAAUAGACCUCAGAGAGAAAUAAGAGCAAGGGCACAAUUUGCAGGGAGGCGACCACCAAUUACAACUCGCUCUAAAUUCACAUGGGGAAAAAGAUCUUCUCCGUCAAUGAUUUCAAGACCGACCGCCGAACAAUUACUCGAAGAACUUCAACGAAACGCGGAGAUGUCAGAUGAGUGGCGGGAUAGUGAUAAACCAGCAUUAUUAAACGAUGCUGCCCUCUACGACAACCUGAUGGAUAAACAUCAAGUUCAGAAGGAUGCGUUCUCGUCGUUUUCUUUCGGAAAACGAGGUAUGUCGCCGUUUUCAUUCGGCAAAAGAAGUAUGCCCUCAUUCGCGUUCGGAAAGCGAGGUCUCAUGUCGAGUUUCGCAUUCGGUAAAAGGCCACACGGUGGUUCAGCCUUUAUUUUUGGUCGACGAGAUUGGGAGCCUAGGGAGCAGGACUUUGAAUCAGGCCCAUACAAGAGGGGAAAUGUAGCCUUUUCAUUUGGCAAACGGGCAGACCAAUAAAAAUGCAAUUCAAAAAAUAAAUAAACUCGAAUUCUGUCAAGAAAAUAAUAAAAUAGCGCCAGUGUUUGUACUGUGAUCAGCAUGCAUUACUUUCAAUCCCUGCCUAGCAUCAUAAUAAAUAUUGUUCAUAUGAAGAGUAUGAUAAUGGAGCAUUAAUCAAUUAUGAAGUUAGAUUAAUAUUUUGUUAACUGCUUGGUCUUUUUUCAUCAUCGCUUAGUUUCAUUGGGAAAUGUUUAAAUGCUAUUGAUAUCGAAAACAUGAUUUUGACAAUGUAAUAUCAUUUUUUGAAAUAAACAUUUACCUCUUGUGUGUUUUUAAGUUAUACGAACAGGUUCAUUGGUCUACAAAAUUGUCAAAUUUGAAAAUUAAUUAAAUCAAAAAAAUCCUACGGGGGCUUGAAAAGUUAUUCAAAAUUAUGCAGGGAGACUCAAACAGAUUUGUUUGAAUGGUCAUAGCUUUUGUAUUCACCAUUCAUGAUGGAAAAGCAAACGAAUUGUCCUAUUUUUCGUGACCUGGUAAUAACAUAUAACAAUCAAAGAAGUUCUAGUAUCAAUAGUUUACCCUUGCAAAAUUAAAUCCUACGGGGGCUUGAAAAGUUAUUCAAAUCAUGCAGGGAGACUCAAACAAAUUUGUUUGAAUGGUCAUAGCUUUUGUAUUCACCAUUCAUGAUGGAAAAGCAAACGAAUUGUCCUAUUUUUCGUGACCUGGUAAUAACAUAUAACAAUCAAAGAAGUUCUAGUAUCAAUAGUUUACCCUUGCAAAAUUAGGGCAAUCUUGAGGAAACAAUUGAAGCUAGCAUCUGAUUUAUUCCUGAGUGUUACAAGAACCCUUGAAAAAAGGAUUACCCCUCAUGUCAGAAUCAAAUCCUCCUUGUAUGUGACAUGAUUCCUUAUUUUUAAUUACUCAGCCCACGUAGAAUAUUACAUGACUGAUGACGUUAGUGCACUUUGUAGUUUUUAAUUAACAAGAAUGCUUGAACUUUCGUAAAAUGAGAUUGAGGACGACUUGAAUGUCUAAUGAUUGUUUAUUUUAAUGCUAAUAUAACAAAACGCUUGAUAAUGAAAGAGUUUAAAUCAGAGAUAAAUUUUACGUGAGUCUGUUGUGUCAACGAUCCUCGAAAUAAAUAUCAAUGAAUUUUCAUGAAUCUUAUCUUAUAUUAUGAUGCGAAUGAGAACGUUGUAAUUAAGAGGGGAAUUGUUAAUAUGAUUGAAAGAGGUACAAUAGAUUUCGUUUUGAUGCGAACAUGUUAUAAUUUAAGAGCUAGGUGGGCGUCGCAGUUCAUUCGACAGGAUUUUAUAAGAUAAACUUUUCGUCGAUCUUGUUAUCCUGUAUGAAUAUAUUUGAAUGAAAUGAAAUAAACUAGAAUUAAUAUAAAUAAGCAGUUUAGGUAAUUAAUGAAAGUGUUCCCGUAGAUUUGCGCGGGCGGGGGUUGCUUUGAUCACGUGUCCUUUUUUUCUCGCAACUGUAACCGUUAAAUGUAAAAUCAAUUUAUCAGAUAUGUGUAUUCAAUUUUCCAUAAUUUGAUUGAAGCAUCGAUUAUUUUUAAUAAGUUUAUGAUAUCAUAGUGAUUGACAGUUGCGAUUAAGAAAGUACAAACAUUGAUGUGUCAGAACCCAGGACCGUUUUAAAUAUUUGAAUAUAUUGAUUUUUUGCUUUGGUGGUAUAAUCAAUAACAUGAAUAACUUGCAGUGUUCGAAGAUUUUAUUUUCCUCUCUGAAAAAUGACAUUGUUUACUGUGUUAUACUAUGUCAUACUUUGUCAAACCCUCCUAUAAAUAGAAAAGAAAUAUGAAAAAUAAAAUGUUAUGAAUGAAACUACA
This is a messenger RNA of Lytechinus pictus (painted urchin), 3006 nucleotides long. RefSeq lists its product as uncharacterized. The transcript is spliced from 3 exons. The record is from RefSeq and is a predicted model, not a curated record. Lineage: Eukaryota; Metazoa; Echinodermata; Echinoidea; Temnopleuroida; Toxopneustidae. Bases 405 to 1187 code for a protein of 260 amino acids.